AUGCUUAUAGUUUUUGCAUUUUAUUUAGCAUUAAGAUGCAAUUAUGAUGAUCGCAUUAAGAACGCUACCAUAAGGGCAGGUCAUAAUAGAGUGAGUUUGUCAAACAAAAUAUCAAGCAAAUGGAAGCCUAUUAGGAUAACAGUUAAUAAUGAUAUUUUAGAAGGAAAAGAAGAAUCUCCACUAUCCUGCUAUAAUGUAGGUCAAAUAAUUGAAUAUGAUGAUGAAGGAGUUCACACAUGUGAAGAACAAGAUAUUAUUACGCAAAAGCAAAUCACCACAAUCAGGCAAACAAUGGAUAAUGUUGUUAAUUUUCUUUCUAAUACUCUCAAAGUCCAAUCAAUUAUAGGAUCUAUUAGAUAUGGAGAGGGAAAUGAAGCAAUCGAAUUUAAUAAUUCAGAUUUUGUUAUUAUGACUUCACAUCGAUAUUCUAGUUCAUUUGUUGCAUCUGCAAUGUCUUUAGAUACAGAUGAUACAUAUUGGCGCCCCACCAUUGGAAUGAUAUACUUUAAUACAAGAGAUAUCCCGAAUGAACCUGUCAAUGAAAGUGACUGGAAAAAUGAAUUCUUUUUUACAGUUUUACAUGAAAUAACGCAUGCACUUGGUUUCUCAAAUAAUAUGUUUGAACAUUAUCAUCCGCAUGAAAACCCAGAACCAUAUAAAGACAUUAGUUGUAAGUUAACAAAAUAUGGAAAAACUUUUUCUUUUCUUGUAACACCGCAUUCACAUAUUUUUGCAAAGAAACGUUUUGGUGUUGAUGUUUUUACAGGUGAUAAUGGUACAAGUUGCCCAUCAGGAAUUGAAUUGGAAGACGGAGGAUCAGAAGGUACAGCAGGAUCACAUUUAGAAAUGAGAACAUAUUAUACUGAAUAUAUGAUUGGUAUGGUAACAUAUUCAAAUGGUCCUUUUGUGAGAUUUACUGAUGCAACAAUGGCUGUAUUACUGGAUACUGGUAAUUACAAAAUCAAUUGGGCUAAUAUCAAACCUUUAGUUUAUGGACAUCAAGAAUCAAUUAAUGGUAAUCCAAUUCCUGGCUUUGCUAUUGACCCACCACAGAUUACUUUUCCAUCUAAUUACUUAACAAUAAUUAAUGAGGGGACUAGAAUUGAUUUAACUGGGUUUGAUUAUAGAUAUUACGGCUCGGGGAAAGUAAUUUACCCAGAGUCUCGGGUCAAUUGCAACGAUGAAAUAUUUGUUCAAUAUUGUCAAGCAAAAAGAUUCAUUUUAUAA
Molecule: messenger RNA, 1227 nt
Organism: Trichomonas vaginalis G3
Lineage: Eukaryota; Parabasalia; Trichomonadida; Trichomonadidae
Product: regulation of choline O-acetyltransferase protein
Exons: 1
Coding region: 1-1227 (408 amino acids)
Biological process (GO): cell adhesion; proteolysis
Cellular component (GO): cytoplasm; membrane
Molecular function (GO): metalloendopeptidase activity
Source: RefSeq, a predicted model, not a curated record